Penicillium brevicompactum is the source of this 1278-nucleotide messenger RNA. Its product is annotated as aminotransferase class I/II-fold pyridoxal phosphate-dependent enzyme. The transcript has 3 exons. Gene Ontology annotation, molecular function: pyridoxal phosphate binding; transferase activity. The record is from RefSeq and is a predicted model, not a curated record. The annotation marks the transcript as partial. Gene Ontology annotation, biological process: biosynthetic process. Lineage: Eukaryota; Fungi; Ascomycota; Eurotiomycetes; Eurotiales; Aspergillaceae.
CCGCAAAACAUGAGUCCGUCACAAAAUCCAUUGUCGUCUAUCGCGCCCGCGCCCAUGACACUGGUUGACUCAUUCUCCGCCGCAUUGGCGCAGCGGGAAGCUAAAUCAGCGCGUCGGAGACUGACUGUGCUACCGCGGACAGCCGUGGACUUCUCCUCCAAUGACUUCCUGUCUUUAUCAACGUCUUCUGCGUAUCGCGAGCGAUUUCUCGGUUUGCUCAACAACACUCCGCCAUCAUUUCCAUUCGCAAGCGGCGGUUCCCGGCUGCUGGACGGGAAUUCGGCAUACGCGGAAGAACUCGAGAAAUUUGUCGCGGAAUUCCACCAGGCUCCAACCGCCCUGCUCUUCAAUUCUGGAUACGAUGCGAAUGUCGGCGUGCUAUCUAGCAUACCGCAGCCCGGUGAUGUGAUUUUGUACGACGAACUCAUCCACGCCAGCGCGCACGAAGGAAUGCGGCUGUCGCGAGCCGGGCCUCGGAAGAUGUUUGCGCACAGCUCGGCUGCCGGGCUGAAGGAGGUUUUGCUGGCGCAAAUUGCAGAAGAUCCGGAGAUUGCAAAGGGCUCUCGCAACGUGUUUGUGGUCGUAGAGUCUAUCUAUAGUAUGGACGGCGACGUGGCUCCCAUCAAGGAGUUCAUUGCGGUCGUCGAUGAGCUUCUGCCUUGGGGAAACGGGUAUUUCUAUGUAGAUGAGGCACACGCAACUGGUGUCUUUGGGCCGAGAGGUGCGGGUGUGGUUCAAGCACUCGGAGUGCAGGAUCGAAUGUUUAUUCGGGUCCACACGUUUGGCAAGGCGCUUGCGAGUCACGGAGCAAUGGUGCUUUGUGGCCCUGAGACAAGAGACUAUCUCAUUAACUAUGCCCGGAGCUUGAUAUACACGACGGCCUUGGGCUUCCCAUUCUUGGCAUCGAUUCGUGCGACGUAUGAGCUGCUACAGACGGGGGAAACCGAGUCAUUGCAGCGCCGGCUUCAGCAGCUUAUAAGCCAUCUUCGACGUCAGCUGGAUGCUCUGCGGAGAUACGAAUCAGUCAUGUUCGAAGUUGGCCACUUUCCCACUUCCCCAAUUAUCUCACUUCGCACCUCUCAGCCGCGGCAGCUCGCCAGUGCCUGCCAAGCGAAGGGGUUCAUUGUACGUGCGAUCAUGCCUCCUACCAUACCCGAAGGCAAAGAACGAGUUCGCGUCUGUUUGCAUUCGGGAAAUACCGAGGCGGAGAUCGAUGGACUGGCGCAGACGAUUCAAUUGUGGUUGGAUCAGAGUUCUAGACAUUCCUCUAAAUUAUGA